Messenger RNA from Quercus robur (English oak), 2418 nucleotides. RefSeq lists its product as uncharacterized. Gene Ontology annotation, biological process: telomere maintenance; DNA repair. The record is from RefSeq and is a predicted model, not a curated record. Gene Ontology annotation, molecular function: DNA helicase activity. NCBI's taxonomy places the organism in Eukaryota, Viridiplantae, Streptophyta, Magnoliopsida, Fagales, Fagaceae. The coding region runs from base 1 to 2418 and encodes 805 amino acids. The transcript has 6 exons.
AUGGAUAAUGAAAUACUUAAAAAAGGUCUUGGUGGUGCUGUGCCUUUGAUAGAAGAAUAUGUCACUAUGCAAGAAUAUUAUGCAUAUCAAUUACAACAGCGUGAGAAUGAAGGUGAAACAUUGAUUCUUGGUCGUAGGUUGCGACAACAAUUUUUAGUAGAUGCUUACACAUGUGUUGAGGAGUAUCGACUAAUUUGGGUCAGGAACCAUCAACUUCAACUGAGAUCAGAGGUGUACUUUGGAAUAAAGGAUGCUGUAUUUAGAGGAGACACUACUCCUUCAUCUAUUGGGAAAAGAGUUGUUCUUCCUUCAAGCUUUACUAGAAGCCCUAGAUAUAUGAUUCAAAAUUACCAAGAUGCUAUGUCAAUUUGUAGAUGGGCUAGGUACCCGAAUUUGUUUAUAACUUUCACGUGCAACCCUAAAUGGCCAGAAAUUGAAAGUUUCCUUUCCUUAAUUCCAGCUCAACGACCUGAAGAUAGACGGGAUAUCAUUGCAAGAGUUUUUAAGAUCAAAUUGGAUCAACUACUACGUGAUCUAAAACAUGGCAAGCAUUUUGGAAAAGUAAUUGCAGUUAACUACACAGUUGAAUGGCAAAAAAGAGGCCUCCCCCAUGCUCACAUUCUUUUGUACCUAUACCUAGAUGACAAACACCCCACGCCUGUGGAUAUAGACAAGAUAAUUUAUGCUAAAAUACCAGAUAAGAUUACUAAUCCAGGGGAUUAUGAAGUCAUUUCACAGUUCAUGAUUCAUGGACCUUGUGAUGAAGAUGGUUACGCAAUUUAUAGGAGAAGAGAUGAUGGGAAGACAGUUGAGAAGAAUGGUGUUAUGCUCGAUAACAGAUUUGUGGUGCCAUACAACAUUGACGUAUAUAUAUCAGCUUCUGAAGCAUGCUGGAGACUUUUUGAGUUUGAUAACCAAUAUAGAGAGCCUGAUGUACAGAGAUUAAGCUUCCAUAUUGAGAAUGAGCAGAAUGUUACAUUCAAAGAUUCAGACUACUUGGAUAAUGUUUUGGAAAGACCAGAUAUAACAAAAACAAUGUUCACUGAAUGGAUGAAGGCAAACGAAAUGUAUGAUACAACAAGAAAUUUGACAUAUUGUGAUUUCCCUACGAAAUGGGUUUGGCAUAGAAAACAAAAAGAAUGGCGCCCAAGGAAACCUGGCCAAUAUAUAGGGAGGAUAUUUCAUGCUCAUCCUGCAAGUGGUGACUGCUUCUAUCUUCGAAUUCUCCUUAAUGUGGUCAAAGGUGCAAGGUCUUUUGAGGAAAUUAGGACUAUUGAUCAUGUUGUGUAUCCAACAUAUAAAGCAGCAUGCUAUGCUCAUGGCCUUUUAGAUGAUGACAAGGAAUGGGAUGAUGCUAUCAAAGAAGCCUCUAAUUGGGCUUCAAGAAGGCAGCUACGAGAAUUGUUCGCAACGUUAUUGUUAUUUUGUGAAGUGAUAGACCCACAUGCAUUAUGGAUGGCUAAUUGGGAGUUGUUUUCUGAUGAUAUACUGUAUAGGCAAAAGCAUCUCCUAAUGUAUGACAACUUACAUUUGAUAGAAGAACAAAUACAGAACUAUGCUCUUUUUGAAAUUGAACAAAUAUUAGUAAAAAAUGGAAGAUCUCUAAAAGAAUUUGAUGGCAUCAAAUAUCCAAAUGUGUUGACAAUUAGAGAAAACAACAACCGAUUGUUACUAGAAGACGGUGGUUUAUACUUUGUCUAUGGUCAUGGAGGAACUGGUAAAACAUAUCUUUGGAAAACAUUAAUUGCUUGCCUCCAUUCACAAGGGAAAAUUGUGCUUGCUAUAGCUUCUUCUGGCAUAGCAGCUUUGCUACUCCCUGGUGGUAGGACUGCUCACUCCAAAUUUCAAAUCCCUAUCAUUGUGACAGAGGAAUCAACUUGUGGUAUAAAGCAAGGAACACAUGCUGCUGAGUUAAUGACAAAGGUGAGUCUUAUUAUAUGGGAUGAAGCACCUAUGGCACAUUGUGGUGAUUUUCGACAAAUACUGCCAGUUAUUGCUAAAUGCCAUAGAGAAGAUAUUGUUGAUGCAUCAGUGAAUAGAUCUUAUUUAUGGAGCUUUUGCAAGGUAUUUGUACUAACACAGAAUAUGCGUCUCCAACAUCCUAAUGCUGAUUCCAACAACUUUGCAGAAUGGAUACUCAAAUUAGGUAACGGAGAGCUUGGUGAAGUUGACAGCCAAUCAAAUAUAGUCAUACCCUCUGGCCUAUUAAUUGAUGUUGGAGAUGAUCCAAUACAAAGCAUUGUGACUGCAACAUAUCCAAAUCUUCACAGCAACUAUGCAGAUGGAAAAUACUUGGAAGAGCGAUCUAUUCUAGCUCCAACAAAUGAUGUAGUCAAUGAAAUAAAUGACAAUAUCAUAGACUUGCUGCUUCAAAUGAGGAGACAUAUCUCAGUGCAGAUUCAAUUUGCAAGGCUUUGA